Molecule: messenger RNA, 2868 nt
Organism: Hordeum vulgare subsp. vulgare (domesticated barley)
Lineage: Eukaryota; Viridiplantae; Streptophyta; Magnoliopsida; Poales; Poaceae
Exons: 10
Coding region: 307-2625 (772 amino acids)
Source: RefSeq, a predicted model, not a curated record
CGCACCUCGUGUCCCGUCUCGUCUCGUCUCCUCCGCCUUCCCGUCCGUCCAGCCGACGCUUGGUACCGGCGGAUUAGCAGGGCAAACUACCCACGUCGCUUUUCCCGGCCUCGUGCUAACGCCAGCCGGCAGACCAAGCAAUCGGCUUGCUACGCUAGCGGCAGGCGGCGAAAGCAAUCGUGGCCCUUUCCUCCCCGCGAUUCCACCCUGACCCCAAGGUUGGGUAAAUAUUGGAAGGAGGCGACGGUUUGGAAUCGGCGACAGGUGCCCGCUUUCUGGACGGAGGGCGGCGAGUGGUCGGGCACAAUGGAAAGGAAAAACAAAGGAAAUGCUGCGAUUCAGGAGGCAGAUUCUUUGACGAUGUUGAAGUCCCUCACAGAUCAAAACAGGGAUUCUUUCAGCCUGUUUUUGGCUGCUUGUAAGGACAUGUUAGAUGACAGGAAAAAAGCCAUCGAUGAGAUGGGCUUCAAAAGCCUUCGGAACAUCAAGUGUGACACCCCGUUCAACCCCCUUAGUCAGUGGCUUGUUGGUCUAUAUGACCCCGAUUCCCGUGAGGUUGUCAUUCCAGGUCGGGGGAGGAUUCUCGUCAACGAAGAGUCUGUCCAUCGAAUAAUGGGUGUUCCUCGUGGUGGAGAUGAUGUUACGUACAGUCUGCCUACGCAAGCCGAGCUUCAGCUUGCGGGUGAGUUGUUUGGUGAGCUUGGAUAUGCGCCAAAAAAUGAAGAACUCCUUGAUCUUAUCAUGAGUUCAAACAAUUCCGACACCAAGUUCAAGCGGAUGUGGUUUAUGCUCGCCUGUAAUACUGUCAUAGCACCGACAACCUCCAACAAAGUCAACACCAGGUGGUAUGCUAUGAUGCAAGACAUUGACAAUGUAUGCAACCUCAAUUGGUCCAAGUUCAUCGCUGAUGAGCUACACAAGGCGCUUUUAGAGGGCAAUCCUACGAAGGGUUGCCUUCUCUUCUACAACCUUCUGUACAUUGAUGCUAUUGACCUUACUGGUCUUGGUAUUGUCUUGCCUGAUGGGGCUUUCGCAAUUAAUGUCUGGACAAAUGAGCUGAUAUCUGAAGUGCUUCGUAAGGACAUUCAGACGGACAACACUUCUUAUGGGAAACUAGUGCUAAAACCAAGGUUUGGAAUGGAUUUGUGUUUGUUUGGUGGUUUUCAAGGUCUUGAUAAAUUCAUGCGUCUUCACUCUGCGCCAAACUGCAGUAGCCAGAAAUUCGACGAAGCUUCUGCACUUGUGGGCCAUUUUUCAUCACGUAUGAUGGGCCUCCUGGGUAAGCUUGUGCAUGGUUUAACUUCUAUGGAUGAUGAAGGUAGUGCGGAGGUCUCUUGCCACUUAGAGACCUGUCUUAGGGGGCUCUCUUCUGCUAUCCGCAAUACUAGAAGGACCCCUCCUUCAGCCCGUCCCCGUCGAGAAAACAUUCUUGGCAAGCAACCUGUUUAUGAGUCAUACAUUAAUGAUCAAAGCCCGGGUGGCGGUCGUGGCGGCUGUGAGAACGACGAUAGCGACUCCGAUGAUGAUACAUAUUAUCGAAUAGUUUAUCAUACUGAAGCAGAACCCUAUGAUGCUUCAUGCAGUGGGGAAGAUGUAGAUGCUCGGAAUAGUGCUACUACGAAUGCAGAUGUGUCGGCCAUCAGAGGAGCAAAAGAUGAAGGCACGCCAAUUUGUGUGGGGGAUAAACUUGUUCUCGAGUCACAAACUAUGUUGACUAAACCUUCUCGCACCACAUCAGUUGAUGAACGGGAAGGCAUGCUUAACCAGCUAGAUAUGAUAGACACACAGGUUGAGGUGGCCCCUGUAUCUUCCUUGAAGAGAUGCAGUGCUUCUAUUGUGAAGCCUCUGGAUAUGACUUACACGAGGCGCAAGAAAUGGAGGCUACUUUCUCCGCCACAACCAGUUGCACCAGUUCAUCCCACCCUUCUAUCGGAUAGCGUUGCCUUCCAAGAGCUUGGGGUUCAUUUACCCGAUAAAGUCGUUGGUGAAACCAUUCCACCCGCCAGUCGGGAGAAGCAAAAUUCGCGCAGAUGUAUCAGGCAGAUUGGCAUGCCUAAGGCGUCAUCCAAUGCCUCAGGAGCAAGCAGGUCUCAUGUAAGCACCCCGACAGAUAAUAAGUCAUGUGAUAUGACAUCAAGCCAGAAAAAGGUAAAGAAGGCAGUGAGGAAGGUCUCUAUUAGCAAGAGUAGGACUUCUACUCGCUUCAGAGCAAUAUCAUCACAGCUGCCGCUGCAAGGAGUGGUUGGUAUUGAAGGACCUUCCAAGGCGACAUCUUCAAAUGAGGUUGCACAAGAUGGUGUAACGGGCUCCUCAGCUUCUUCCAAAGCUGCAACAACAUAUGAAUGUGCAACUGAUGUUCCUGUGGUCGAAGUUGUACACCAGUUGUCUGCACGGACAACCAUCGCUACUGUUGUAGAAGACCUUGUUGAUGUGGCUGUAUUCACUGAAGCUAAAGCUUUAGGAAGUGUUACUGUGCCCCCCAUUCUAGACGCUACUGAAGCUCAAGUGAAAAUCCAUGCUACAGAGGGAUGUGUUGGUGAGCUUGUUGAAGUGCAAGAUGUGCAAGUUUCUACCCCAACAUCAAUUGUUAGUGAAGACGAAGCCAGUAACAUCCGAAAAUUCUAAUUUUAGAAUGUUACUUAUUCAAAUGGAUGAAUUAAAACUUUCUUGUGUUAGAUACUUUUAUUUAAAUUUUUACUUGGAUUUGAAAUUAUUGGAGUUUAUUUAAUAUUCAAAUGAGAGGGAAUAAGAGGUAGUUCCCAAAUAUUGAGUUGGAUAUUUAAAUUGGACCUUUCAAAUUAUUCAAAGCAAGGCAAUUUUAUGAUAGGAGAUAACAGGACUUGUCCCCUGUUAUAUAUAGUCGAUAAU